GACAGACUCCGACAGAUCCUUUCUCCUCCACGGACAUGCUCAGCUGAAGACGGGGAUGCAGACUCAGGACAGACACCUCUUCCUGUUCAACGACAUCCUCGUGAUUGCCAAAGCCAAAUCAGCCAACCACUUCAAGCAGAAGGCCCAGGUGUGUGUGUGUGAGAUGUGGACGGCGGGCUGCAUGGACGAGGUGUGUGAGGGAAGCACGAACCCCGAGAGCAGCUUCGUCAUGGGCUGGCCCACCUGCAACUGUGUUGCUACGUUUAGCUCAGCAGAACAGAAGGAGAAAUGGCUCUCCCUCCUCAAAAGUCGGAUAAAACAAGAGAAGGACAAGGAAGAACCUAAAACCAUCCCUCUGCGAGUCUACGGGAAGGGAAUCAAUACUUUUGCUGUUACCAAGACGCUGCCGGUCAGCAACUCAGAUUCAACUAAUGAGGUGAUCCGACUGGCCCUGCAGCAGUUUGGCAUCAUAGGAAACGUCAAAGACUUCCAGCUGUGGGUCAUCUCCAAGAGGGACACGACUCCUUAUCCUCUAAUCGGUCAUGAGUUUCCCUUCAGCAUCCAGAUGAGUCAUGUGAGAGCCUCUCAGGCGGGAGGUGGAGGCAGAGAUGCUGCUGCAGCACCUGCAGACAGAGAGAAGACGAUGCAGGUGGAGCAGCUGCAGGUUUACAAACAGUGUCAGUUCAUCCUGAAGCCUCGACCCGUCGAAUCGCAGCAGCAGCACGUUUCAGCAGAUUUGCCUCAGAAGUCGUUCAAAAGGCGGCGUUCUCUGAUCACCUGGGCCUUCUGGAGAGGCUCCUCCUCCCACCUGAAUGAACUAUCCCUGGCUGGUGCUGCUCGAGGCUGCCUGUUCAGCCAGCCGCUCAGCUCUGUUUGUGUAGAGGACGCUCUGCCAAAGCCGGUCAUGGACAUGCUGGCGUUUCUCUACCACGAGGGUUCUUGGACUCGGGGGAUCUUCCGUCGGCCGGCGGGAGCUCGAGCCGUCAGGGAGCUGAGAGACUCUCUGGACAGCGGAGAGGUUCAGCUUCCUCUGACACGAGACCACGUUUUUAUCAUAGCCGGAGUCUUUAAGGACUUCUUGCGCAGCAUCCCGGGCAGCUUGCUGUGUUGUGAACUGCAUGAAGAAUGGAUGGAAGCUCUGGAGGAAGAUGAUGAGGAGGAAGAGCAGGUGCAGGACAUCCACAGGAUGAUCGCUCGGCUGCCCAAAGAGAACGCCCUGCUGCUGCGCUACCUGCUGGCCGUGCUGCACGGUAUCCAGGGUAACGCCCAGGAGAACCAGAUGACCAGUUUUAAUUUGUCGGUCUGCAUCGCUCCCAGCUUGCUGUGGCCUCCAGGAGCUCCUUGUAGCCCCGAGGUGGAGGGAGAGGGGACUAAGAAGGUUUGUGAGCUGGUGAAGUUCAUGAUUGAACACUGUCAGCAGAUUCUUGGAGAAGAUCCGUCCUCGCUGUUUGGAGGAGCUCCACAGAGAGUCAACAGUGAGGAGACAGGAUCAGAGUCGUGGGUUUACCCUCUGACCGACUCCUCCUACGACAGUCUGGAGAACGAGCUGGACAACAGCAGCGGCGGCUCACCAGGAUUCUGCACCAGAACUUGUCUCCGCCCCAAACCGCUCCAAGGCAGCCUGGACUCCAUCCUCACCUUCAGCGACUACGACCAAGACGCCGACCCGGACGCACGCCGCAAGCAGAAGCUCCACCCUCGGGGGAGACACAGGAGGCCGGAGCUGGACAAACCGAUGGUGGACGCCUCCUCCACGCUGGACUCUCUGUCCCUGGAGGGCCGACACACCCAGCGGCGGCGCUCGGAGCCGGCCAUAGCAUACGUGGCCAAGUUCCAGCCGUGUCCUUCAGGCAGCACGGACGGUCUGACCGGGGAGGACGAGGACGGCGACGAGGAAGUUUCCAAGAGUCGCCACACACUGACUCUGCCACACUGCAGGGGUCAGAGCAGGAGGCCUGCUGGAGAGUGUGGGGUGAACGGUGGCCGGUCAGCAGCUCUGGAGGCCAGCUCCUCCAGCCUCUCCUCUACACCCGUCUCCCCCACACCCACCCGCUCCUCACUCGACUCUCUGGACUCCCUCAGCAAUGACCAAAGCUGGGCGACCAGGAGGGGGCUUCACCCAAACAAAGCACCCUCCAGCUCGCUCUACACCUCCGUCUCCUCCACAUUCUUCAGCUCCACUGAACAUCCAGACCGAGGAGCUCCAGCCAAAGGCUCCCCGCCUAAAGAACCGCUCAGCUGGGGGACAUUAAAGGGCUGCAGGGGCCUCCAUCCAAACUCCUGGCUGAAGAAAGACCGGAGGCUGUCGCUGACGCAACAAGACAACUUGGAGAAGGAGGAAGAGGACAAGACAGGGGGAGGAGCUGCUGAUAAAUCACUCACACCAGGAAAAGGACGGUCGGGUGAGAAGGGAACAGCAAAACUGAUGUCCAGCAGCCAACCCAAGUCCAACAGAGGCUCCAACGACGUGAGGGGGAGACCUCACCGACCUCCUAAACACGACUCAUCCAGCCCUCCUUCCCACCACCGCUCCACCGGGAGCCUCCAUUAUUCUAAAUCCAGCUGCUUUCCCUCCCCGCAGGCCCUGAUAACCUCUGAGCCUCCAGCCGACAGCAGACGAGCAGCUCACAGUGAGCCCAAGCAGCCGUCUCCGUCUUUAUUUUACAAACACAGCGGACCUUCUCUGUCCCUGUUCAAGCGGCAGAAGUCUCACUCUGUAGAGGAGGAGUUCAACUCUCGGCUCUAUCAGCGCCGCGGGUCAGAACCAGGCCGGCAGGUCGUGGACCGAGCCGCCACUCUGACCCGGGCCAGGCUGCCCAGCGACCCGGGACUGAAGGUUUCAGAAGUGGAUCCACAGGGAGGAGGAACCUCUGAGGCUCGGUUCUGCCUCUCUCCUCACGCCACCAAGACAGUGAGGGACUACUUCUCCUCACACCUGUGCAGCAAUCCUCAGAGCAGCCAGCAGGUGGCGCUGGCUCUGGUGGAGAGUCGCAGGGAGUGGCUGAAGAGAUGCAGCGACCCGUCGGCAGAACCAGACUUUGACCAGCUGCUGUUCGCAGAAGAAUCCUACGUGUGAUUCUGGAGCGAAACAAUCAGAUAAAUGCAACACAAACCACCUUAAACACAACAGUACAGAGCCACAAAUACACAACUUUAACCCUCCUGUUGUCCUCAUUUACUGGCACCAAAAGAUACUGUUUUGUUGUCUGAAAAAAUCUGAAAAAUUCCCCACAUUUCUGAAAAAAAUUGCAAAACCUUCAAGAAGAAAAUUCCAAUAAUUCCAAGUUAUAUUUUCAAAAAAUCCUAAAAAUAAAAAAAAUCCUAAAAAUAUAUCAAAUGAUUACAUGUAUAUCAGUAAAAUCUCUGUUUUCUUUAAGAACAUUCACCAAAAAUGUUGUGAAUGUUCUUAAGAAACAUUUUUAACAUUUCUUUUUUCCGACCACAAAAUGUUCAAACAUUUCCCAAAAACGUUGAAAAUGUGGACAUCAGAAAUUUCACUGCAAAAAUAUUGUCUUUUCCCACAUUUUCAAACUAAAGCGGGUCGAUUCUGACCUGCAGGACGACACGAGGGUCAAAGCGGAGCCAUCAGGAAACAGCAGUCUGAAACUUGAAUUUGACUCUCUAGCGACACAUUUUACAAAUAAAUCUGACUUGUUUGCCAAAGCAGAGCAAACCAAGUAAAGCUACUUCCACACAAAACCAACUGUAACUUUUUUUGUUUUACUACAUGGAGAAAUAAGUCUAUUUGCCUAGUGCUUAUUGCCAUUAAGGGAACGUGACUGAUUUUAGCUGAAAUGUCGUCAAGACAAAGAAUCAUUUACUGUGGUCUAAGCCGAUCGGCUGUGUUGGCAUCUGUGUGUUUUUAUUUAAAUAUAUUAGGCCAAAGUUAAACCUGCCAAUUUUAAACUACCUGCUGUUGCCUUCUUUUCUAAUUCAGACUCAUUGGAUGCCUGAUAGCUGACUGGAGCCGCGAUUUGUUUGAAUAGUGAACCAGUUUCCUGCUACUAUAAACACACGAAGGGCAACAAACGGUAACUUCUACAAACUACUUUCUUGUAUUAUUACUUUAAACCUGAGCUUUCCUGCGUCGACACUGUUUUAAAAAGUUAACGUGCAAUCGCUGCAUAUGAACAAAAUAGCAAUUUCGUUAUAAAAGCAGCUUAUAUGAAUGUAGUUCAUGGUACUUAAAUAUGUUUCAAGUUCGCACAAGUUGUAAAUGUCAUUUUUAAAACGCUUUUAGUGAAGUCGAUGCUACGUUUUGCCAACUGUAGCGAAUAUGGAAUAUCAUUACUGAAUACACCUUUCUAGAUGCUAAAGUUUAGCUUCCUACAGUGAGAUCUGCUCUCUUAUUCUCUAUUGAACUGACAUUUUAAUUAGGGCUGCACGAUGUUACAAAAAAAACUCACUUCAAGCUAAGAGCUUUUUGCUAGCACAGUUCAAAUUUGGGGCUUCUGUUUAAUUUCGAAGCUUCUUCGUGGAACCAGGUUAUCUUUUCAAUCUGUUUAUACUCCGCCAAGGAACGCAGUGGAGUUAUGUGAUGAUCAGCGUAUGUUUGUCCGUCUGUCUGUCUAUCUGUGUGCAACAUUACUCAAAAACGUACCAACGGAUUUGGAUGAAAUUUUGAGGAAAUGUCAGAAAUGACACAAGGACCAAGUGAUUAGAUUUUGGCAGUGAUGCUGCUUGUAGUCUGGAUUUGUUAAAGAUUUCUGUAUCAUCACAAGAUAGCAGCACGGCGUCACUGUAACUAUGACAACAAGAGAACACUAUAUAGCGAUCACAUGAUUGUGAUCUCACUGCAAAUCCACCGCUGCGGAUUUAUCAGGACUUGUCUGUUGGAAGUCAUACAAGGACCAGUUGAUUAAAUUGUGAGGGUGUUUCUGAGUCCCAUCAAUUCCCACCGCGUGCUACAUAUUUAGAUCACGUGAUUCUGUAUCCGUACAUGAUGUAGACAUGUAUAACACGCCUGUGCUCAGCACAAGGUCAUUUUGUUUGUGGGUACAUAGGUAUUAAACGGCCACAUUCUAUGUAGCUGUGAUUUCUGAUCAUCAAUUACUAAUAAAAAAUGCUGCAUGUCUGACAAUGCCUUAUAGGGGAAUGAGCAGCCUUGGCGGAGUGCUUUUCUUGUUUUUAAGACAGUUUGUUGACAUGCAGGCUCACAGCAAAUUCAGCGAGGAACAGGAGAAGAUCACAGUAUCAGUUGUAUUUGAAAUGCGCAACGGCUACAUUUCUGGACUACUGAUCAGAAGGUCAGAGGUUCAAACCCCGAUGUGGCCACUGUCAGGCCCUUAACCCCUUCUACUCUGUGAAAUAAAUUUAUGCUACAGUUAUCCAGUGUUACAUCGUAUGAGAAAAGUUCUUUUGAAAUGAUUUUAGAUUUUCUAUGCAGAUACUCGCCUAUUUAAAAUUCCUGCAUUUUUUUCACAUCACUAUCGUGCAGCCCUAAUUCCUGAAGCUUCUCUGCAUUAGCACUCACAUUACGUCAAUCGUCUCAGGACUGAUUGACGCUUACGAUGGCACAAUUUGUAGAUCUGAUUCUUGUUUUGUGUUUGUUGCCAAUGAUCCAGUUUUCACAUAGGCCUGAUUUGAAUUAAUCAUGUCACGUUUUUUCAAGCUUUAUAUUUUGUGCAGCUUUAAAAUAGACCACAGGACUGUUGCUUUCUCACACUGCCUCCUUAUUGUCAUGUAUUCAUAUGCUGUGUUAAUAAGCUAUAAAGUCUGCAUUUCCAAAUAAAAUGGCGUCAGUUUAAAUCUGA
Molecule: messenger RNA, 5753 nt
Organism: Acanthochromis polyacanthus (spiny chromis)
Lineage: Eukaryota; Metazoa; Chordata; Actinopteri; Pomacentridae
Product: rho GTPase-activating protein 20-like
Exons: 14
Coding region: 56-3076 (1006 amino acids)
Biological process (GO): regulation of Rho protein signal transduction; signal transduction
Molecular function (GO): GTPase activator activity
Source: RefSeq, a predicted model, not a curated record